AUGUGGGCCGCCGCUGAACAAUCCACCACCGAGUUGACUGGAAUCAGUUAUGAAGUCGGCCAGGAGAUCUUCACGGAACACCAGAAUGUGCAUCGCGUUACCGCCUAUUCAGCCUCGUCCAACUUUCAUCUCACUAAGAAAUAUUGCAUCUCACUCUCUGUUUCUUCUUUCUUUCUUUUUUUCUUUCUUUUUUUCUUUCUUUCUUUUUUCUAUCUUUCUUUCUUUCUUUCUAUCUUUCUUUCUGUCUAUCUACCUUUUUCUCAUUGUAUUUCGCAUUCUCUGUCUCUAAAUUACUUUUUCUUCUUACUCUCCGUAUUUCUUUCUGUCUCUUUCUUUCUCUUUUCUUUUCUACUGUCUUGGCUUUCUUUUUCUGUCUUCUUUCUCCCCCUUUCUUUGUAUAUGUCUCUCUCUCUCUCUCUCUCUCUCUCUCUCUCUCUCUGUAUAUCUGUUCUUUUGCUACCCUGCCUCACUCUCAGUAUGUCUCUUUUCUUUCUCGCUCUUUAUCUUUCUCUCUCACUUUCUCUCUUUCUCUAUAUCUUUUCUUCCUCUCACUCAUUAGCGUCUUUCCCUCUCUUCCUUCUCAUUCAUUGUCCUGUCGUUCGAUCAGUGGAUUUGUUUUCUGCCUCACUAAUCCCCAAUCACCAUCAUUACAUCAUGGCGAUCAGAUGA
Messenger RNA from Acanthosepion pharaonis, 669 nucleotides. The record is from the annotation of a GenBank genome assembly. Lineage: Eukaryota; Metazoa; Mollusca; Cephalopoda; Sepiida; Sepiidae.